Messenger RNA from Cokeromyces recurvatus, 1777 nucleotides. Its product is annotated as aspartic peptidase domain-containing protein. The record is from RefSeq and is a predicted model, not a curated record. Gene Ontology annotation, biological process: proteolysis. The transcript is spliced from 2 exons. Gene Ontology annotation, molecular function: aspartic-type endopeptidase activity. Lineage: Eukaryota; Fungi; Mucoromycota; Mucoromycetes; Mucorales; Mucoraceae. The coding region runs from base 95 to 1552 and encodes 485 amino acids.
AUAUAAAUGUGUAUAUUGUUCCCUUUGUUUUCUUUUAUUAUUAUUAUUAUUAUUCAUAUAUUUAUUUACUUAAUAUAUAAUCUUCUUUACCAUCAUGCUAUUAAAUAACAAGUUAUAUAUCCUGAUAAUAGCUAAUUUGUUCACUAUAAUAGCAGCUAAAACAAAAAAAGAUACUAUUAGCAGUAGUAAUUCGCUGAUAAAAUUGCCUAUUUAUUAUAUAAAUAAUGAAGAACAUUUAAAUAUGAAUAAGAAUAAAAGAGAUGAAAAAACGAUAGCGUCUGUUCCAUUAUUUAAUGUAAAUUCUAGAGAAUAUCUUAUAGAAAUCGGUAUAGGUACUCCUCCACAAAAAUUUAACCUUACAUUAGACACUGGAAGUUCAGAUAUUUGGAUUACUUCGUCAAAAUGUAAAAAACCAAACUAUUGUCCUGAUAUGAAAUUUAUUGAAUCUGAUUCUUCAACCUUGAAUGAAACAAAUAGCUUGUUUGAAAUUCAAUAUGGAAGUGGAUCGGCAAAAGGGAAAAUAGCUUAUGAUACAAUAGUUGUUAAUGAAAAUCAGCUUAUUUUACCUGCACAAAGAAUAGGUCUGGCUACCAUCACUCAGGGCUUUUCUUCCCCUAAUCGAAUAACAAGUGGGGUUUUAGGCCUUGGCUUUUCAGGUCUCUCGAACGAUCCAAAUGAAAAUACAUUUAUGAUGAACUUGGUAAAAAAGAAAAUUAUAAAUGAACCUGUAUUUUCAAUUUACCUCAAUCGACAAAGUGAAUACGGAUAUAAGGGUGAAAUUAUUCUUGGUGGAUAUGAAACAGACAAAUUAAUGGGUUUAUUACAAUUUUUACCCGUUGUUCCUUAUGAAGCCAGCAAUGGAAAACCUCUUGUUGGUCGGUAUUAUAACACCCAGAAAGGAAUUUAUAAAUAUUGGACCGUUCCUGGCCAAGCUUUGACUGUCUAUGAUCAAAAUUCUCUCAUUUAUGAAACCAAAUUUGAAGACGUCCAGGCUGCUAUUCUAGAUUCUGGUACGACAUUAUCUUAUUUCCCAAAGGAUAUUGUGUUGGAAGUCUUAAAGACAAUUACUGUAACAGAUUAUGAACCCUUAACAUUAAAUGGAGGAGAAAUACAAGCUUAUCAGAUUAAAAAUUGUAACCAACACAUGACAAAUAAAAAAAGUUUGAGUUUUGACUUUCAAUUUUCGUCUUCAGCGUCAAUGUUUAGUACAACAACAGCAAUAGUAGUUAUUCGAGUACCUCUAAAUGAGCUCGUGUUGCCUCAAGAUACAAACGAUAUUAAUACAGCAGAAACGUGUUUAUUUGGUCUAGCACCUCUUUCUAGCGGCUUUUCAACUUCAAUUGGAUCUUCAGGUAGUUGGAUUCUCGGACAAACAGUACUUAGAAGUGCUUAUAUUAUACACGAUAUGAAAGAAUUACAAAUAGGUAUAGGCUCCAUGUUUAAUAAUGAUACUCUCAGUAGUAACACUAUCUCUUCCUCCUUGAUGAGAACAAAAAAUGGCCUUCAUAAUAGUAUGAUUAUAUUCUCUUUGUUUCUUUUUUUUCUUUCAUAAUAUUUUUUUUAAGCAGUAAUUAAGUUUGUUUAUUCUUAGUUGUGUAACACUUAUGACAAUGCUAAUAUGUAAUUUAAAUAAAUGUCUCGAAUUAAUAUACAAAUUUGUUAGAUGACAAUAAAUGCGUUAUUCAAUUUUAUGCGUAACUAAUAAUAUAAAAGAUAUCCAAAAGAAGAAGAAGUUAGUAGAAAAUAAAAAUAAAUUAUGUCUUGGCAAAGCUUACUA